AUGGGGGAGGAUUCGUCUGUCGCGGGGGCCGGCCGAGCGGGGGGGGGGGGCGCGCGGUGUGAGGCUGUUCCAUACAGCCUCCACCACACCAACCCCCCGUGUGUGGUUGUGGCCCUCCCGCCCCAGCCCCCACCCCAGCCCCUCCGCCGGGGUGGGGGUGGGGUGGGGGAUGGUAGUGGGGUGGUUUUGUAUGGAGGGGGUGUAUUUAUGUGGAUGGGCUGGGGGGGGUUAAGGUUUGGGCGGUGCUUGUUUGUUUUUUGUCGCAGUUGGUGCUCUAGGUGGGGGGUGUGGGUGGAGGGGUGGGGGGGGGGUGUGUGUAUGUAG
This is a messenger RNA of Knipowitschia caucasica, 324 nucleotides long. Lineage: Eukaryota; Metazoa; Chordata; Actinopteri; Gobiiformes; Gobiidae. The record is from the annotation of a GenBank genome assembly.